Molecule: messenger RNA, 3248 nt
Organism: Oldenlandia corymbosa var. corymbosa
Lineage: Eukaryota; Viridiplantae; Streptophyta; Magnoliopsida; Gentianales; Rubiaceae
Source: the annotation of a GenBank genome assembly
GAAGCAAUGAAAGGGUUAGGGAAUCAUCAUACAAUCAUCACACAGCCGCCAAGUUGGUUCUGUAACUUUUAUCCAUCCCCACCAACUCCGCAAAAAUAACAUUGUUAACUUUUGCUUCAGUCCAACGCUCAAAAUUCAAAGGGGGAAAAAUAUAAAAUGGAGUUUGCUUUGGCAUCUGUCCUCAUCAGUGGGUUGGUUGAGAAGAGUUUGGUUUGGUCAAAUUUUUUUCAUUUUUCUCUGUUUGGAAAUGGAAUCGCAUAAAUGUCAAUCCCUCCACUCCCACCAUUUUUUUUUUCUCUUCUUCUCUUCAUUAUCUGCACUGCCUCUAAUUCUCUUCCAUUCAAAUUCAUUCACUAUCGAUUUUUUUUUUUAAUUCUUUCCAUUGAUUCGAUAUUUAUUCAUUGUUUACUCAAAAAAUCAUUAUUCAAUUUCAAGUGGGUUCUUAUACUUUUAUCCAACUAUCAAGUCCAUAUAUAUCCAUACCCAUUUUUCCCUUUCCUGAAUGCAUACUUCUUCUUCCUCAGAUAUAUACAGACAUUUUGUGGGAUUCGGUUUCUAAUGACAGUUUCCGAAUAACCCAAUUGAGAUAUAUACGUAUACUUCCCUUUUUAUCUUUCUUUUGAUUUCAUUCAUUGAUUUUGAGAUUUUUGAGAAAUGGGUAGUGUGGGAUUGUUGAAAGAUUCAGUACUUGUUUGUGCGCCAUUAAUGGCGGAAUCAGUGGAGCAAAUGUUGAAGGAUAUGAACAGGGCUAAGGCAGAAGGCGCAGAUGUAGUUGAGAUUAGGCUGGAUUGUAUCAAGAAUUUCCAGCCUCAAAGGGACCUUCAAAUCCUAUUGAGAAAUAAAACAUUGCCAGUUAUCACUUCGUUCAGGGCAGCAUCAGAAGAAGGUGUACAUAAUUCUGAUGGCGAAGUUCGGCUCCAAGUUCUUCAACUAGCCUCAGAAUUGGGAAGUGAUUAUGUUGAGUUUGAACUUCAGGCUGCCUCUGCCCUCAGGGAACGAGAUAAAUUCCAUCAAUGUAACAAAAGUAAGCUGAUUGUAUCAUGCAACGUUGACAACAUAGCUUCACCGAAAGAAGACAUCGGCCAUCUCAUUGCAGACAUGCAAUCAACUGGGGCAGAUAUCCUUAAGCUGGUUGUAAAUGCAACUAAUAUUACUGAGACUGCUAAAGUUUUCCAACUGCUCUCACACUCUCAGGUUCCACUCAUUGCAUACAUUACCGGCGAAAGAGGUUUCAUUGGCCACGUUCUUGCUCCAAAAUUUGGAGGCUUUAUGGUUUACGGAUCUAUUGAAGGACACUCUGUCCCAGGUCUACCCACUUUAAGUAGCCUUAGACAAGCAUAUCAAGUUGAGUGCAUAGAUGCAGACACUAAAGUGUUUGGACUCGUUUCAAAGCCAGUGAGUCAUAGUAAAGGCCCCCUAUUGCACAAUCCAACAUUUAGGCAUGUUGGCUACAAUGCUAUAUACAUCCCAAUGCUUGUCGAUGAUCUUAAGGAGUUCUUCAACGUGUACUCAAGCCCUGAUUUUGCCGGGUUCAGUGUUGGGAUCCCAUAUAAAGAGACGGUGCUGGAGUUUUGUGAUGAAGUCCAUCCACUUGCUCAGUCCAUAGGUGCUGUUAAUACAAUCAUAAAGAGCCCCAAGGAUGGCAGGUUGAUUGGUUAUAACACAGACUGUGAAGCAUCCAUAACUGCAAUUGAGGAUGCUCUUACAAGGGGAUGUAGGAAUGAGGAUGGACUCCCUUCACCACUCAAUGGGAAAUUAUUUGUGCUGGUGGGUGCUGGUGGUGCAGGAAGAGCACUAGCUUUUGGCGCUAAAAGCAGGGGAGCAAGGGUUGUUAUUUUUGACAUCGACUAUGAUCGAGCGAAAUCACUUGCUAAUGCGGUGUCUGGUGAAGCACUUCCAUUUGGAGAUCUAGUUAGUUUUCAACCUGAGCAUGGUGCCAUCCUUGCAAAUGCAACACCUUUAGGAAUGCAUCCAAACACUCAAAGAAUCCCCGUUGCCGAAGUAUUACAGUUCACUCCUCUUUUAUAUUUUUAACAUAUAUACAUAUGAUGGCUGAUAGCUGAUAGCUGAUGCUUUUGUUUCCUGUGUAGACUAGUUUGAAGUUGUACAAGGUUGUCUUUGAUGCUGUGUAUAACCCUCGUAAAACUACGCUACUGAAAGAUGCUGAGGCUGCUGGAGCCAUAAUUGUCAGUGGAGUUGAAAUGUUCUUGCGACAAGCCAUUGGCCAGUGCAAUCUUUUCACUGGAGGCCAAGGUAAGUAGAUGAAGCACUUCUUCCCUGAGUUUAUUAUUGUUCAUGUAGCUUUCUGGCUGUUCAUGAAUUAUUUUCUUAGCGAGUAAGUAUUAACUCUUGAAUGUUGAGUCUCUUAGGUUGUUCAAACAAGAUAUUAAUGUUUUUGAUGAGAUUAUUUUGUUGACGUUACAUGGCCUUCCAAGGCAUAUAUUUUAGUCGGCUUCGAUUCUUAUUUUCAACGGACCAUCUUUAGCAGUUUUAGCUUCCAUAGAUGCAUGAGACUUACCUCUUUUCUUCUCGUUCCUCAUUGAAUCACUGUGUGUAGAUAUUUUCUCGAUUAACUCUGUUGACUUUUUGCGUUGUAAUUCUUCCUCUGUCACCUCCAUUCUUGCAGCACCUGAAGAUUUCAUGCGGGAGAUCAUCAUGGAGAAAUUCUGACGACUUUGACUUUGGCAUCAGUCACACAACUUGUUCCUGCCAUUCUUUCUACUCACAUUUCCUUUCAAGACGCUCGCUCUGAUUACUAGAUCUAACGACGUACAAGAGAGAUUCUUCAAUGCAUCAUUCAACCGGAAAUGUGACAAGAGUAUAAAUUCAGGAUCAAAAUUAGCAUAUUACAUAGGAUUGGUCUGCACUUAAAGAAUAAAGAUCAGGGUGCAACAUGUACUUGUGUAAUAAUUUUUUGGACAAUGAAGAUUCAUUAUCCGAGUGGAAUUUUAUGGUUCUUGUAAUCUCUGGACAUUUUAGCCCUCUGUUUAUAUCGUCUCGAAAGUCCAAACUUGUAAACUGCAAGAGAGGUAUUCUAAGCGUCCAUGUAGAAAAGUAAAUGGGGAUAAGAAAGAUACUCUUUCCGUUUGUUUGAAUAGUCGUAUUAUAAGUAUCUGGCUGGAAAUGUACGCACCAGCUGAUUGCUGAUAAUUUUUUUUUUAGGUGAACUAGGACGGUACUUGGCGAGCAUUCACCGAUUUUAUUAAUCAAAAGGAAAAAAUUAUACAGGGCAGUGCUUAAUACUUACC